AAUGUCACUUGUGUCCUUGGCCUCUCCAAGGGUCCUUUCAUUCAGGGAAAAAUGUUGUUUGCUCAGCCUGAGGAUGCUGGUUUUUCAUUUAGCCGCAAUAUCAAUAGUCAUUUGGCCAGCCUCUUCAUUGUUGGAAACACGAUCCCCACUCCUGACCCCACUGUUAAGGAGGCUUUAUGUGCCCUGGAUAACGUGAAUGCCAGUGUGGAAAAUAAGGGCCAGAUUAAGAUGUACAUCAAUGAAGUGUGUCGGGAAACUGUGUCACAUUGCUGCAACUCAUUUCUGCAGCAGGCCGGAUUAAAUUUGUUAAUAAGCAUGACAGUUAUUAAUAACAUGCUUGCCAAGUCCGUUUCAGACCUGAGGUUUCCUUUGAUAUCAGAGGGAAGUGGAUGUGCUGAGGUUCAGGUUUUGAAACCGUUGAUGGGUUUGUCUGAAAAGCCAGUCUUGGCAGGGGAAUUGUUGGGCCCCCAGAUGCUGCUCUCAUUCAUGUCCCUCUUUAUCAGGAACGGAAAUGGACAGGUUCUCCUGGACACCCUGGCCUCUUAAAUGGCCAUCUCGAACAGAAUGGGACUGAAUCUACCCAAAACCCGUUUGGUGAACACUCACUUGUGUUCUCAUUCAAAGACUCUGCAGUGGGUGCUAUAGAAGAUCCAGCCUUAGCCAAUCACCACACCAUGGGGUGAAAGUUACACUUGCUAAAUCGAGGACCAUGCUCUUAUUGGUGGGGCAGGGGUUCCCACAGAGCUUUGAGUAGCUUCUUGGUUUUGCAGUCUACAGGCAAUGUGCAUUGUAAAUUACUCCCUUACUUCUUCCUGUGGUAAAGGGCUCAUUUCAGCUGCCAGCUGUGGAUAAAGCAUCAUGAAGGAUGCUUGCCUGUGGUGGUCUCCCUGUCUAAGCUGGACUGUUUUGUGGAGACCAGACACAUAUCAGAGCUUAUGCUGAAAAUGCAUUUGUUGCUGCAUAGGUUGAAUUCUUUUUCGUUUACUCUUUCCUCUACACCAGUUGAUGGAUGGUGAACCUAUUCAUCAGAAAAGUGCACUCCCUUUCUAUGUGCUGUACUGACAUAACCUCAUCCACCCAAGUCUACAUUUGUAUGUUUCAUCAAUAAACUUGUGUGCUUCGACUGGCAAAAAUGA
Molecule: messenger RNA, 1136 nt
Organism: Miniopterus natalensis
Lineage: Eukaryota; Metazoa; Chordata; Mammalia; Chiroptera; Miniopteridae
Source: RefSeq, a predicted model, not a curated record